AAUAAAUGAAAUUAAAGCCAAAUUUAUAAAUAAUAAAUAAGCAACAACAAAAAAAUACCAAUAAAUAAAUAUGUUUCAAUUGUUGGCAAUUGAAUUUUAAGAAAUGUUUUAAUAAAAUAAAAUCACUUUUCUUACUUGACCACCAGCAAGGUUAAAUUAAAAAAAAAAUAGAAAAAUCGUUUAUUCGCACAUCCUGUUAAAUUAAAAAAAAGUUUAAAAAAUAAUGCAAAAUAUUUGACCACAAUUUGACACACCAUUAUGUGUGUGAACAGUCAGUCGUCCUUGUUAAAGUAAAUACAGAAAUAACAACUUUAGCGAAAUGACACGAGACGGUGAAAUACCAGCUAUUUUUAAUCCAAAACAACAUAGAGUUCGUACACCAUCGGUAGUGGUUACAGGAGAUUCUCCAAAUGGUCCAUACGGUGGCGGUGGUGGUGGUUUUACAAAUAUUCUAAAUACAAGCAAUCCUCAAAUAGCCCACCAAGAUUCAAUAUCUUCAAGCCAAAAUGAUCCUAAUGAAGUUAUAACUAUACAUCCUGAAUCAACCUGCCCUGUUGCAUUGACUAGAGCUGUAAGCGUAGCAGGUGGGGGAGGAGGUGUUGGUGGUGGUAACACUAGCGGUGGCAACGAUUCCGAUACACCCACAGAGCCUGGUCAAAAUGAUAAUACCACAUCACGUUUUCCCCGCCUUAAAGCCUGCAAAGAAACCUGUUGUUCAGAAUUGGCACAAAAAAUGUAUUUUGGUGUAUGUGUUACUAUACUAGUGACCGCAUCAUGGGUUGGUGCCACUCACUGUAUUAAGCUAUUGUAUUUAAAUCGCAGCUCCUAUAUAUCGGCCCUAGAUGAUUUCGAUACAUUAGCUGUUAGCGGUAAUGAUUUGAAUUUGGUCAAUAGUGAUGAUGCGGUUGGAUUAGAUUCUCUCAUACCCAUUAGUGAUACAUCGAUCAGUGUAACCGAUGUUGAGGAUGCAACGAAAAUAUUCCAUGUGCCACCAAAUCCACCCAUGCAAUCGAAUAUAUUUAGUGCACCCUUUUUUGCCGCUUGGUUUUUUACAAAUUUCUCUUUGUUAUUCUUUCCCAUCUAUAUUUUGGGACGAGUUUCGCUGAGAAAAUGUGAUAAGCCAGGCGAAAUAUUGGGUGAUGUGUUGAGAGGUUUUCGUGAUCGAGGAUUUACUGUGGUUUUUCACAUAUUAAUGCAAUUUAGCUCAGCUGUUACAUACAAUAUGUUUGUUACAUUAGGUUUAAUUACAGCAGUUCCUGUUUCAGGAGCAUUGGAUGUUGUUUUAUAUGGUGCUACAUUUGCUGGCAUGAAAUUGGCUGGUGUGAUACUAAUUGCAGUUGGUUUCUUUUUGGUAAUGUUUCCUGAAAAUUGGCCAGAUUAUAUAACCAGAUUAUUAAGAAAAAGUGGUCGUGCUAUACUACGUUACCAAUGUUGUUGUGAAUUAGCUGAAAUUCAUUAUACACACUCGAAAUAUCAUCUUAUUGGGUCACAACGCGAGAUGGGGUCGAGGUCCUCGCCACGGUUCGUUAGCCGGUCAGCAUCCCACCAUUAUAGAUUAUCGGACGGGAUACAUAAGGUCCCAUCUUCGGUCACCCUCUGGCCGUGUGAGAUGACUGAUCUAUCGCCUACCGGUUUUAUACAAAACAAUCACAAUAAACAGCAGCAACAACAACAACAUCAUGCUCAUCAUCAAUCACUACAACAACCACAUCAUUCCUCUUCACAUCAUCAGCAACAUCCUCAACAUUCUAGUCUUUCCCUAUCGUCAUCAGGUGGUGGUGGCGCUGUUGGUAGCGGUCAUCAUUCAAGUAGCCAUAGCAGCAGUUUAAGAGCUCCUCCAGUUGGCAGUGGUGGGGGUCGUUUAUUUUCCUAUUUUGGCAAUGAUCAUGAACAUGAACGUAAAAAGUCGGAAACAUCAUUUUUUAAUUUGGGUUUUCGUCGCAAAUCAACCGUGGUUUACUAUGCGGCCACUGACUAAUACGAACCCCGUUUAUCCAUAAACUCUAUUGGAUGAAUUGAAUUGAAUUUAUUACCACAAACAACUACAUGCAUUGUAAACAAAUCGGUACACAUACAUACAAACAGCCAUCAAGCAAACAAUUACAAACAAAAAAAGGGUAAGAAUUAUACUGUUAAAUAUAAAAUAAAUAAUUAACAAUUUAAAUAUACAAAUACUAACACUUUAAACAAAAAAUUAAAUAUUAAAUAAAUUUGAUGUUAAUUUUAAGAUAAUAAAAUUAAAAUUUGCAAAACAAACUAAAAAUAACAACAACACACAUUCUACACUCUAGAUAAUUGUUAAAACAAGAUAUUGAAAAUAUAUGACAUACAUUAACAGUUAUUGAAAUUAUGCUCAAUUAAAACAAAAACAACAAAAAGAAUAUCAAAAACACAGCCAACAAUCAACCCUUAUAUUUGAAUUCUAUAAAAAUAUAUACCAAAGAAAUAACGUUCAAAAAGGAUCUUCUUAGUUUUGUGUGGCAUAUUUUAAGGAUGUCAAUUUAUUGAGUAGAUGAUAUCUUUACAUAUAAAUAAACCCACAAAAUAUGCUUCUAAUUUCUGUGAUCUACAGUUGUGUUCUCUUCGAAAUUGUACUACAUUUUAAACCCACCAUCAAAAAAGAUGAGGGGUAUAUUGUUUUUGUCAUUCCGUUUGUAACACAUUAAAAUAUUCGUCUAAGACCCAUAAAAGUUUAUAAAUUCUCUGUCUUUAUUAGAUUCUAAUACGAUCUAGCCAUGAUUGUCUUACUGUUGAAAGAGAAGUAGCUGAAAUUUUGCACACAUACUUUUAGUUAAUGCAAUUUGUUUGGCAUUAAAAAUGGGCCAUUUCAGCCCCCAUAUAAGGCACGCUCUAAAAAAUUGCUUUAACUCUCAUAACUGGCUAAAAGAAAUACAUAGAUGCUUCAAUUUGUACAAAAUUUCAGCUCACUAGCAAAUUCUAUAUGAACGCUUAGAGCGGUGAAAUUCGACACAAACCUGUUUUAUAGGAAUCUAAAUCACUUUGUAAAAUUUAUAAGGAAUAGGCUCACGAUUGACCCUACCGCCCAUAUAAAGUCUCCUCCAGAAUGUAACUUAAAUGCUCAUUCAUAACUGUCUGAAAGAAACAUCUACAGAGGCAAUGUUUCACAGGAAUCUAAAUGUUUUCGUAAAAAUUUGUAAAGAUCAGUCUAAAAUUGGUCCUUUUCAGAAAAACACUAACUGAACUAACUGAAUAAAAUUCGACUUAAAAAAGUGUAAUACAAACAUAAAUUAUUUUUCAUAAAUUUUACGAGAAUGGGUCCAUAAUUGGUCAUUAAUAAAGAUGUUUUGAUGGUGGGUAUAUAAGAUUCGGGACUGCCGAAUAUAAUACUAUUAAGGGCACUUUACACGAUCACAUGAAAAAUUAAAAUGAAAUUCCAUCAAAAAAGAGAAUAAAAGUCAUAUGAUUUAUAUUUUUUGUGUUUACACGAUUGGUAUAAAACAAUAACAAAGUAAGAUGAAAAAAGCUGUUUCACUUUGUUUGUAUGUGUUUACAUAAAUUCAAAAAAUGAAGAGAGCUCUCAAUUUGUGAUGUUAUUAUUACGAUCCCAUCCGUACUCUUCUACACAAAAUUUUGACAGAUCAUAUUACUUGUAUGAUCGUGUAAAGCCGACUUUACUUGUCAAUUUUUUUUUUAUAUUCUACACUACUUUGGCUUUAACAUUGCUCUCUUUGAAACACUAACAAUAUUAUGAAAUUCUUAAUAACUAAUUCCUGUAUAAACAUAAAUCACUACCAAUCGUAUUAAUCUUAAAUUGACCCAUGCUAUGGUGUACAUAUAACCUCUUAUAGAAAAUUGGAUUUCAUAACAAAAUUAAGGAAAAAUUCAACAUAAAUUCUUUAUCAAAAGCAGUAGUGGUGCACGAAACUUAUUUCCAAUCAGAUACCGUAGUAACAAACAUUAUACUGUUUAUAUGUAUAGAUAAAUCAUGUUUUUUAUAUACUGAUAUAGGGUAAGAGGGUAUAGGUCUGUCAUCUAUACCUACGUUCCAUGUUCCCAUGACCCAAUUAUUCGCAUUUUAAUUACAAAUCUCAGCAAUUUGUUUUUUAUUCGCUGGUAUUCUUUAGCAAUUGAGGUCUGAGUGGAAGAACAACUAGCGUGUCAUUGUCGUUAUCACUUUAAAGCUAUCAGCUUGAUGUUGUUGGGUGUUAGAAAGUUUUGCUUAUCACUCUCACAAAUAUUACAAAUUACAAUUUUUUGUAAAUAAUAAUGUGAUCUGAUCAAAGUUCAAUAUGCAGCUCAGAUGACACUCUAUAUGCUAUAUAUAAGACAGUUGGAGUCCCUCGGGGUGAUAUACUAGAAAUGAUCUUCACAUGUAUGACAACAACAAGACUCGGAUCCACCUGUUGGGUUUUUUUUUUAAUGUGGGGGGGUGUGGUAUGGAGUGGUAGUGGUUCUCAGUCACAUUACACAUAUUAUGCUGCGAAAUUUUUCUAGGUGUGACCGUGUUUUUUGGUAUUUUGAUUAAUCACCUUGAGAGAGAGGAUUAUCUAUGUGGCACCACAAUAUUACCCCUCUCUGAGCUUUAUCUAUCCUCCUUAGUUAAGUGUUCAUGAAAACUCUUAUGAUUUUAUGAUCGUAACUAAUAAUUUUUGGCCAAUUAUGGAUCUGAUUAGUUUCGUGUGCCCAGUUUAAAGUAACCUCCACACCAGAAGCAUAUCUUUCUUUGUCCUUAUGCGGUUGCCUUAAUGAUGCUUUAAGCGUCUCUAACGAGGCGAGCACUCAAUUACUUAAUAUAUCGUAAAGACUUAUUGUUUUUUGAUAGUGUUUUUACUCAAAUGUUUUCUUCAUAAUAGGUCUCUCUUUUUUGGGUUACCACGUACAUCAUCUCUUCGUCGGUAUGUAAGUUAUCUUCACAUGUCAGAGUGCCGACCAGCAAACUCAGGGUUCCUAGUGGUCGUGUUUCGUUCGUCUGAGAACUCUCGUUAUCCUUAGAGAUUUUAGCACCUGUGCCUAAAACACUGUAUCAUAUUUUUCUUUAAACACUAUGACACUGUCGCAUAUCUGUGUCGGAUGCAAAUUGGGAUGGCGAUAAUCAAUCUUUCUUAUUUCUGAAAUCUUUAAAUUGUUUUGAUCAGGAGUCACAUCUUCUGUCCUGCUCAAUGGAUAAUUCUAGAAUCUUGAGAAUGUUUUACUCAAAGAUUCAAGUUACACAUAUUAUUCAUCCAUUGGUACAAAACAAAUCCAUCAAAAUGGAUUAUCGUAAAUUCAUUCAGCAGCAAUCGAAACCAAUUAUUACACACUGAAUGACAUGAUUAGCCAUACAAAACUUCAGCUGCGAAUUACACAAUCUGUACGUAAUUCAGUUUGAAUUCAAAGGCCAAAUUAAGUAAUUCAGCUGAUCGUGGAAAUAUGGUAAGAGAGUGUGUUUUCUUGCAUUUGCAAUCUUUAUUUUCGGUUCGGAGAAAUUUUUAAUUUUUGAUUUCAAAAAUGUUUGGCUAAGAUUCUUUAGAACAGGUUUUUGAUGAAAUUAAACAACCUCGGUUUUUGUAUUGUGUUAAUUUCAAAACUUUUCCGAUUAAAACAAAUAAUAAUAAAGAACUAUAUAUUUUCAUAUAUAAAAAUUUAUUAAGUUUAUUUUUAAAAACAAAACAGUUUAACUGAAAAAGAAAUCAAAAUUAACUGUUCAUUCAUUCAUUGGAUCUCUAAAAACAAUAUUCAUUCCACCCAUUAAUUUUAUAACUUCAUACUAAAACUAUAUGCCAAUUGUUUAAAGCAAUUAAAAAUAAAUUAAUAAAUAAUAAUAAAACAUUUAAAUUAAGGACACAUAAUAUAUAUAUUUAUAUAACACAAAUCAGUCUUAUUCGAAAAUGAUUACACUCCGAAUAUUUUUAAUUACCUAUUUUAGGAAUUACAAAGUUUAUAUAAGAAACUUAAAAAUUUAAUUGAAUUUUUUAUUUUAAAAAUACAAAUAAAAGUUGAAAGUUAAGAAAUUAUAAUGAUUUCGAAAAUAAAAUGGAAUUUAAAGAUCUGAAAUUGGAAAUUGUGACACAUAGAAGAUUCGAAAAUAGAAUUGAAUUACGAAUAGUUGGAAACUUCUAAAAAAAUAUCGAAAAUCAUUCGGAGCAGUUAACCAUUACUAAUCUCUCUUGCCAUACCAACCAAAUAUUCUACUUUCCAGCCAUUCCUAUUUCACAUAGUUCAAUGAAUUCAUGGAAAAAUUGUUGAACCCACCAACUUUUUAAUCGUUUAUAUCUUUAAAACUAAUUGACCAAUUUCUAUUUGGCAUUAGGCAUCGAAGAAAGUCUCGUGCAUAUAUGUGCAAAAUAACUUUUCUCCGACUAAGUUAAAUUUGUUUUUUGCAAACCAUUCCUGACGAAUGUAUUGUCUUCGAAGCAGAUAUUCUAGCGAUCUUCAAAGCGACGGAACUUAUACAAAAUCAUAUCGAUCCGGGCUUAAUUGUGUCAAUUUAUUUUAAUAGUCAAGCUGCUGUCAGAGCAUAGGCUUAUCACACGGUACAUUCGCGAUUGUAUAAAUGCCCUAAGGCACAUUAUUGGACUCUUUACCAUUAGUGCCGCGACACUGCAAUAUACAAGGUAUUGAGGUUGCGGACUUAAAUCCACCCAUUUGCUAUUACUUUAGGCUGAUAUUCGAAAGAUUCCGCAACAUCAUAAGCCAGUCUUGGAGUAGUCGACUGUAUGGCCAAAACUUGAUAUGAGACUACCAAAAUUGACACAGUCUAAGGAUUCUGAUAAAUAUGCUAAGUUAGGACCUUUGUCGGUUAGUGGGACAUCAAUACAUCGGAUUAUUAAGGUUAUGCGGAGAUGAGGAAAGAGAGUAAAUACAGAAAUGAAUUAGCUACAGUCCUAGAAUACAGAAUCUUGGGCUGAUAUGGCUUUUGUAAUAGGUUGCAUGACGUAAUAAGGGGCUUCACCAUCGCAUUUUACUUGGUUUUGUCAAGGAAUAUGCAUAUUUUUAUGGUGCAUAACCAUUCUAAACUUUACCUAUACUAAUUUAAAUUUUUAAUUGUACAAUUAGUUUUGUAGAUAUAAUUUCUUGAAUUCUAUAGAAGAAACGACAAGAAAUUCGUCAGAGAAGUUGAUAAAAUGAUAGAAUGAUAAAAAAAUUCUGAUGUAUAAUUGGAUUUAUAAGCUGCGUAAACGAGAGUGAUGAUAAUCGCUUCUUUAGUGUCGCCUUUGUAAGCGAAAGAGUGGAAGCUCAAGAAACGAACUAAAGCUUUUUGGUCGUCUCUUCGUAAUCUAUUAGGUGACGAUUGACUUCCUCGUAGAAUAAGUACAUGUUAAAAUAGCUAAUCAACUGGUCACUUAGGAGUAAUCCUAAGUGUUAGGUUAGAUAUUUCGGAACUAUCUGUUACUGUUUAUUAUAAGCAAGUAAUCUAUGUAAACAAGGGUGAAGAUAGACACCUCUUUAGGAUCGCCUUUCUAAGCGAAAGAGUUUACACUCAAGAAACAAACAUAAAAUUUUUGUCCGCUUCUUUGUAGAAUAAGCUCAUAAGCUAGUCACCUGGUCACUUAGGGGUAUUCCUAUGUGGUAAGUCGGUAGUUCGGAACUGUCAGUUACUGUUUAUUAUAAGCAAGUAAUCUUUGCAAACGACAGUGAGGGUAGCCAUAUCUACGUCUAUACGUAAUCUAUGAGAUGACGAGUCAGUCGACACUUAAGUAGCAAUCUAAAGCUUUUUGUCCGUCUCUUCGUAAUCUGUGGGGUGACAAUUGACCCUGGUCACAAUUAGGGGUAAUCCUAAGUGGUAAAUCGAAUAGGUAGUUCGGAACCAUCAGUUAUUCUUUAUUAUUAACAAGCAAUUUAUUUAAACGAGGGUGAAGAUAGUCAUCUCAUUAGGGUCGAACGAUUAGAAACUCAAGAAUCAAACUAUAGGUUUUUGUCCAUCUGUAUGUAUUCUAUGAGAUGGCGAUUGACUUCAUCUUAAAAUAAGCUGAUGUUAAAAUAGUGGGCUAACUCUAAAGCUGAAGGUUCACAUCAUGCGUUUCUACUCAUUUUCGGAUUCUAUGUGCCUGUCAACAAACGUAGAAUCCAUACAUUUGUAUGCUGAAAGUUACAAGCACAAAAGCAAAGAAUGCCUUAACGAGUAGAAUGCUUAAAGUAGGAGUAGCGUUCCAAGCGGCGCACGAGCAUGUCAACUGAUUAAUCUAUUUGAAUAAGAUAAAAUCAGUUAAUUGAUGAAAAAAUAAAUAAAAGCUUUAGGAAACGCGAAGUUUUUUUUUAAAUGCAAAAAAUUUAUGCUUAAAAAGCGUAGCAUGUAACUUAAAGCAUAGAACGCGACUUAUGAAAAGGUAUGACGAAAUUUUCAGAUGUUGUCUCAGGUUUCUAAUCAUAUCUCCGUUAUUUAUGAACCGAUUUUGCUGAUUUUAAAUUCUUCUUCUUAAAAGCAUGUCAAAUUAAAUUAUUGAAUAUUAAGAUACCAAUGAUAUAUCUGCCGCCUUCUGCAAUGAUUAUUAAGUUAACAAUGUUUAUUAAAACUUAUUUUUAUAUGGAAAAAGUGUCUUUAGAAAAUUGCUUUCAACAGACAUCUAAAAUUAUCGAAAAUACUAUAUAGGAUCUGAAAAUUAUAUAUUACACAUUACAAGCAGAAUGACAAACUUAUACAUAAACUUUUCACGAAGUGUAAAAGGUAUAAAGUGAAAUGAAAAUCAUUUAAUUUUGGAGUAGGAGAUCAGCAAUGAUAUUAAUUUGUUUUAAUUAAAGAAAUGACAGUUCUCAAGAACUAAUCAGUAAAAUUGUGUACUCAUUAAGCCCACUCUUAAGUUAAGUGUAAUACUGAGAAAGAAUUUUGAAUCGAAUGAAACCAAUAGAUAUUCGAAUAGGGUCAUAUUUUUAAAGUUUUUGAGAUAAAACUUAACAAUUACUAUUUUGUGAUUUGAAUUCAUCUUGUGAAUAAAUCUUUCGACUUUUUAUACUGUUCAUAUAUUCCAAACAUAUUUCGAACAAUGCAAUCUUCAAGUAUAACUAUUGCGUUGGCAACAUAUCCUGUGUAAAUGUCUGGCCCGAUUUUAGAAACAUAUGAGAAUUAAUUUCAACUUUUGAAGGAAUUGAACUUUGGUAAAAUUAACAUUAUAACUCUAUUAGCGAUUUCUUACAUACAAUUUUGAAUAAGGCUGAUUAUAGAAAGCAAAACAAAAAAAAAACAUUUUGAAUUUUUAAGAAAAUCACAAUAAAAAAAGUACUUAUGUAUACAUUAUUAGAAAGAAAAAUAAACUAUAAAAUUAAAUUAAAGAAAGAGGAAACAUUAAAAAUGAUAAAGCACUUUAGACGCUAAGUAACACAAUAAUAUUUAAUAAUAAGAUAAUAAUAAAACAAUUAUUUAAAUAAAUAAAAAUUAAAUAUGAAUAAAUAAAAAUUAAAUAUUUUUCUGACAAAUUGCAU
Lucilia cuprina (Australian sheep blowfly) is the source of this 9357-nucleotide messenger RNA. RefSeq lists its product as uncharacterized. Bases 320 to 1978 code for a protein of 552 amino acids. The record is from RefSeq and is a predicted model, not a curated record. NCBI's taxonomy places the organism in Eukaryota, Metazoa, Arthropoda, Insecta, Diptera, Calliphoridae. The transcript is spliced from 7 exons.